AUGUUCUAAACCCGCCCUCAUUUACCUUCUUAUGCCACAUCCUAGUCUGCUUAUAGGACGCAUUUUCAUAAUAAAGCAGGAAGUGAAACAAGGAAAGCAAUCGAUCACUAUUCCUAUGCCAUUAAUGAGGAAAUAGGGAGAGGAUUUAGUAGUAGAGUCUAUAAGGGGAGAGAUGAGAACACAACAGAAAAUGUGGCUGUUAAAGUGAUAGAUAUGAAGAUGGUCAAGCAGUCGAUUCAUUCCCAGCUAUUAAAAAAUGAAAUCAAUGCACUCAAAGCUUUUAAUCACAAAAAUAUUAUGAAACUCUAUGAUGUAUUUUAAACCUAAAAUAAUACAUAUAUCAUCACAGAAUUUUGCGACUCGGGCGAUCUCAAUAAUUACAUCAAGAAGAAAGGAAGAAUAGAUGAAUCUGAAGCUAUACGAAUAUUACAAGCAGUUGUUAGUGCAUUAAAUGAAUUGAAUAAGAAAGGAUAUAUCCAUAGAGAUAUUAAGCCAGCUAACAUUUUACUAAACGACAACCAACCAAAAUUAGCUGAUUUCGGAUUUGCAGUCCCUGCUUAUGAGGCUAGAAUCCAAGGCAGAAACUUUAAUGUAGGAACUCCUUUAUAUAUGUCUCCUUAAGCUUUAAGAUAGUAAGGACACACUGAAAAAGGAGAUGUUUGGGCUAUCGGUAUUGUAUUUUUUGAAAUGCUAUAUGGCAGGACACCUUAUAAUGCAUCCUCUGAAGCAGCACUAAUUUCCAACAUAUAACAUUAAUAAUUAGUUCUACCUUCUUCACCUAUGGUCUCUGAUGAAUCAAAGGAUUUCAUUCGUAAAUGUUUACAAAUAGAUGAAUUUAAAAGAUGGCGAGUUAAGGAUAUGACAGAACAUACUAUAAUGCAAUCAAGAAAUUUAAGCCCAAUAGAAAAAAGAGAGCCCUUGAAAUAAAUUCAAAAUAUCACUUUGCCAACUGAAAACUCUUAUGUAAAGAAAAUUAAAAGAAGCUAAAGUUAGAACAUCAAAGAUAAUGCAAUUAGAGAUUUCAAACCUCAAUAGAUAGAGGAAAAGCGCAAAUUACAUGAGGAAAAUUAAAAAAAGCUUGAAGCACAAAUAUAACGAUCCUCAAGCUAAAAUUAAUUACUUUUACCUUAAAAAAUAGUUAAAACCAAUGCUUUUGAAGAAUAGGUGCAACCUACUCCUCCUUUAAUGAAAUAAAAAUCCAUAACUCUAGAGUUCAAAUAAAAUAACGAGAUUUUAUUCUGUUAAAUCAAUUUCUGUCGUUUCCUUUAUAAGUUUUCAUAACAUUUGGCAACUUUAAAAGUAUUCCCCACUGAAAUUAGGGAUAAAUUGUUAUUUUUAAUGGGUAAAAAUAUGGCAAUUAAAAUAAAUAAGUUAUCUACGAUCUUAGAUAAAGAGAACAAAGCAGACAAUAUAUUUUAUUUGAAUGAUUUUGAAAACUAUAGAAAGAGUGAAUCUUAUAAAAGAUUCUGUUAAGCAAUUUCAGAAUAUCAACAGAAGUAUUUGAGACAUUUUGAGAAAACCCUAAAAUUGGCCAAUAAAAAUAAUUUCCAAAAAGAUUUAAUAAUUGGAGUGCUAUGCAAUAAUCAUUUACUUGAAUCAGAUUCCUUUUACAAGACAGCUCUCUAAUAUUUGAGAUUGAGUAUAACAGAAAUCAAAUAGAAUUUUUAAUUUAUUAAAUUUGAUAAACAGGAACAACUCUUACCAGAAGAUUUAUAAAUGCAUGCAUUUAUCUUUCAAGGGUUAAUGGGUUAUUAAGAUCUGAUACAGAAAGUGUUGGAUUAUCCAGUAGAUUAUAAAUAGUUUUAAAAAGUUUCCCAGCCUGAACUCUAUAUAGAAAGAAAACCAGGAUCUAUUAGUUAUAGUUAAUUAGAACAAUUAAUGUGA
Messenger RNA from Paramecium tetraurelia, 1884 nucleotides. RefSeq lists its product as uncharacterized. Gene Ontology annotation, molecular function: protein serine/threonine kinase activity; ATP binding. The transcript has 7 exons. The record is from RefSeq and is a predicted model, not a curated record. Gene Ontology annotation, cellular component: autophagosome; cytoplasm. Lineage: Eukaryota; Ciliophora; Oligohymenophorea; Peniculida; Parameciidae. Gene Ontology annotation, biological process: autophagosome organization; peptidyl-serine phosphorylation; protein autophosphorylation.